Chlamydomonas reinhardtii is the source of this 1617-nucleotide messenger RNA. RefSeq lists its product as uncharacterized. Lineage: Eukaryota; Viridiplantae; Chlorophyta; Chlorophyceae; Chlamydomonadales; Chlamydomonadaceae. The transcript is spliced from 5 exons. The record is from RefSeq and is a predicted model, not a curated record. Bases 462 to 1199 code for a protein of 245 amino acids.
CGCUAUGGGCGCAAGAGUCCACACCGGUAUGGUGCAGGCGAUCACUGGCGAUGGCGUAACAAUAUCGUUGGGACACGCUUGUGCAUACGAAAUCGGUCCAUGAGCUUCCUGGCUCGUUUGGACCAAUCUACGAGCAUGAACUUGUAACAUCAAUCAUACGAAAUUGUAAUUGUCCCAACGAUAUCGUAAAGACUCAAACAUGACGUUUAUGAAGAAGCACUUGUCCACGGCCUUGAGGAGCUGGAUUAUUGGGCCGCUGGCUCAAGAGUUUAGUGGGCUCUUGGAUAGCAAGCUGGGGCUCCUUGAUAGCAAGCUGGAGUCGUCGCGCAGCGACGUUUCGGGCCAGCUCACCAAGUUCGGCGGCGAGCUCACCAAGUUCGGCGGCGAGCUCUCGAGCGUUCGGAAGAAUGUCGCACGGCUGGUCACGCAGCAGGGCCACUUGUUGGAGUUCGCUGCCAAAGAUGUCCUGCAGGGGCAGUUCGCUGGUGCAGUGCGGCAGUGCUGACACUGCGGCAGUGCUGACGCUAGGUGGUGACCCGCUACUGCCCACCGCCAUGCUCCUGGCAUACGCGCUCCUCUUCAAGGACGUGGGCUUUUGGCACCUGCUCCUGCAAUCGGUCAAGAAGGUGUUGGAGCUGGCUGGCGGCCAGGCUCCCACCAGCUCAGUGGCGGCGGCUGCCAAGGGGCUACAGGAGAUGGGCGCCGAGAGGUUCGUCCAGGCCAUGGCUACGGCUGCAGCUACCUCAGUGGCGGCGGCGGUUGGGUCGUCACACGGGCAGCAAUGCACCAGCAGCAUUGCUGUUCAGGCGCCCCAGAUGCGGCUGCAUGAGGCGUACCUCCUCAAGGUGGUGCAGCUGCUGCAUCAGAGCGGCCAGGGCUGCAUGCUGUUUGCGGAUGAGCUGGAGCUGUACCUGCGCGCGGAGGGCUCGGCAGCAGGCGCGCGCGUCAACCUGCUGCUAGGUCGCACCGUGCCGUUCCUGACCGCGGUGGCCACCGGUGUGGCCGUGCCUGAGCUGGAGCUGGAUCGCUGCAGCAGCUUGUCGCUCAGAAGCUGGGCGCCGGUGCUGCCGGCUGAGCUGCAGCUCGCGGAGCUGAAGCUGUCCAGCAGCGGUGCCAGCCGCGCUGCUGGGGCGUCUUCAUGCGCCGGUGUCACGCCCCAGCGGGGAACCCAGCAUGGCGUGUCACUGUGCUGUGUUUAGCUGUGCCGAUGCGCGUACGGCAGACGGAGGGGCAAGACCCGGGGUGCCGCAAGGGGCUGUGAAGGGAGUUGCCGGUCGUGCCAGUCACGUGUGUCGUGUGUUGUGUUCGUAGAACCGGGUGGCUGAGCCGUUGACUGGGCUCAGGCCGCCGCGUUUCCCAGUGUAUCGUGUGUAUGCUAUGUUGCAUUAGCCUCGUGUGUUUGGGCGCCAGUCGUUAGCGGCCAGGCUUGACGGGUGGGCGGUGGCUGAACUGGCCCGCGUCCCAUGCGGAGAUAGCGAGGUUAGCGCGUGAGAGAGCUCAAGCAAGCUUGUCUUUGCUUGAGCUACUUGAACGACAGUCAUUUAGCGAUUUCAGACCCAAAGACCCGUCAAAGCAGUCACGUCACAGACUGCCGAAUAAUUGUAAUAUAAUAGACGG